Molecule: messenger RNA, 2106 nt
Organism: Aspergillus glaucus CBS 516.65
Lineage: Eukaryota; Fungi; Ascomycota; Eurotiomycetes; Eurotiales; Aspergillaceae
Exons: 1
Coding region: 1-2106 (701 amino acids)
Biological process (GO): positive regulation of transcription by RNA polymerase II; DNA-templated transcription
Cellular component (GO): nucleus
Molecular function (GO): DNA-binding transcription factor activity, RNA polymerase II-specific; zinc ion binding; sequence-specific DNA binding
Source: RefSeq, a predicted model, not a curated record
AUGACACCAAAUCUAGCUUCAUCGUCGUCCUCUCGACGGUCUGCCAAGCGACGCAAAGUGACCCGCGCUUGUGAUGCUUGUAAAAGCAAAAAGAAAGCUUGUACGGGCACAAUCCCUUGCAGACCAUGCGUGCGAGCCCAGUCUCAAUGCAAGUACAAUGCUUCAUACAGUCGCGGUGCCGUGGUGACUCCUCAAGCCUCUGAUGAUGCUUGUCUUCAUCAUGUUGACGCUUCUUCCCCCGUUGAGACGGCAUCCGCGGGAGGAGGAUCCGUUGCGGAAACUUCUUACGAGUCGCAAGAUCCUGAUCUAGUCUUGGAUGUCGCUGGUCAGUAUUGUGGUCCUGCUUCUGCACACUCUUUUCUGGGUCGUGCGGUGCAGAACUUCUCUCAUACUUCCCGGCCGUCGAUAUCAACAGCACCCCCGGACUUGGAAAUAUCAUCAUCACCCGCUGUCCCCAUCUUCUCAUAUGGUGAUCGCAAAGUUCCGGAAGUGGAUCGUACUCGCUUCCACUGGCCAGAUGUGAGGGUUGCACGGGAACUGGUCCGACGAUACUUUGACUUCGCAGCCCCGACCUAUCGCAUCUUGCACCAAGGCACGGUUGAUAAAUGGGUUGAUGAUAUCUACCACCCCCAAUCACUUUCCAAUCCCUUGUCUGCAGCGACCCAGGCAACAUUACUCAUGGUCUUUGCGACCUCGUUGAUGUUCCGCGGCGAUCCAGAACGAAUUCGUGAUGCCGGCGAUGAUGGAUGGCUUCAUAGCGAAUUGUACUAUGCCAUGGCCGAGUCUAGCUUGGCCCAUGAGGUGGGAAUGCCAACACUUGGGUCCGUUCAGGCCCGCUUCCUGAUGGUUCUAUACUUGCUGUGCUCUUCGCGUGCCAACCAGUCAUGGUUCACUUUUGGUACAGUGGUGCAGCUCCUCGUGUGUCUGGGACUGCAUCGCUAUCGGCCAUUGAACGCAUCGGCCUCGAUAGAAGAGCGCGUUACUCGAGAGUGUGAGAAGCGCGUGAUUUGGUGCGCCUAUACGUUGGACAAAUAUCUGAGUCUUAUCCUAGGACGGCCUCGAUUUCUGCAGGAAGAGGAUAUUGACCAAGAACUCCCCGCUGCUGUGGAUGAUGACGAUUUGGGACAAGAGCAGCCCGACGAAAGCAGUACACAUAAGGAUUGUAUUAUGAAUGCACCCAUACUCCAUGCUUUGCUGGCUCGAAUCCUGUCACGUGCGGCCAAGGAACAAUAUGCCGUCAGAUCCAUCUCAGAUGUACAGCAGAUGCAGUCCAUCGAGUCGCUGAGCGAAGCCAUUGAGGCGUGGCAUACACAAUUGCCCCCGAUCCUUUCCGGUGCCAUUAAACCAAGUAGCUUGAUCCCUCUGUUCCGUCGUCAACUCACUGUGUUGCAGUUGGCACGUUUCCACGCCGUUAUGUUCGUGACGAGACCGCUGCUACUACGUAAUUAUGCCACCAAUCUCCCUGGCUACGAAAGUUCCUAUCGACAUUAUCUCACCACUUGCGUUGCGGCGGCCCGCGACACGAUAUCGCUCAUUCUAAGCUUUGCCAAGGAAGAACAGCUUUUCCCGGCAUUUUGGUAUUCGCAGUACAUUGCCUUCAAUGCCUUGUCGGCGAUAUACAUCUAUUUGAUUCAAAUGAAACGGGGUCGCAUUCCACCCUGUGCAACUCAGGACUUGCAUGAAAAUGUGCUGUAUGAGCUGGCAGAGACCACCCAACACCAUUUGGCACAGGUCACCGUUCGCAAUGCUCCGUCCUGGCGAUACAGUGCCAUUCUGCAGGGUCUUCGAGGAGAAGUCAACCGCGUUCUAUACCAGGAUGGAUCCCAGGACAGAACUAGCGGAAGCACUCGACCAAGAUAUGCGAAAACAAACCGAACGACCACACGCACCCCUCCAAUAGAUCCCAUGUUCAGUCCCCAGCCAUCGAGUGCAGCUGUCUAUGAAGAGCAUCCGAUGAACGAAGAAAUGACAGCCCCAGGAUACAAUAUACUCGACCCACGCGCGGAAAGUCUCUUUGGGAGCUUUGCGAUGGAUGGUGAUCCAUCGUUGAAUUUCUGGCCGCGGCUGGACUGCUUGCCUAUAAGUGCGUUUUCCCAGGCUUGUUAG